Cygnus atratus (black swan) is the source of this 773-nucleotide messenger RNA. RefSeq lists its product as uncharacterized. Bases 30 to 773 code for a protein of 247 amino acids. NCBI's taxonomy places the organism in Eukaryota, Metazoa, Chordata, Aves, Anseriformes, Anatidae. The transcript has 10 exons. The record is from RefSeq and is a predicted model, not a curated record.
AGACAUCACCUGUGCCUCCAAGGACUGAGAUGGGACAGAAGGAUGUUGUGGACUCCACUUCCGCAAAGCUCAAGAAAGAACUGGAGUGGCAGGUGGAGGAGAUUUCUGAAUUCCAUGAAUAUAAACUUCAUAGGCAUCAGCAGGUUCCUUGUUUGGAGGACAUAAGACAUUUGAAGGUAUGUUUGCAGAAGCUGAUGAAAAGGAUAGAAGAAAAGGAAAGGGACAUUAUAAAGGAAAAAAGAGAAAUAUUGGAAGAAAGAGAACUAGUCAUACAACAGGACAACAUCUUAAAGGACAUGCAGAUAAAAAUAAGCCACUUAGAAGAACAGCUCAAGAACUCUGAACUAAUUGGGUUAAAACUUUCAAAGCAAUUGCGGAAUCGGAUAGAAGCCUUGGGAGCAGGAAGCAGCCAACAAGAAGAGAAGGUGGACAACUGCACAAGCUCUCCUCCUCAGAAGACAACCAUGGUGAAACAGACCCAGACAUCAAUGACUGGCUACCUAAAAAAAUUAUCUUCAUGUCUUAGGAACAGUUUGUGGCAGAUUGGCAGGCUCUUGCUACAUUCUGGCUGCUCUUUUAUAGUACUGCUUUUAUUUUACAAAUACUUAUCUGAUUUUACCUGGAUAUGUUGCCUACUGAAGAGCAUCUCCCAGAAGAGGAAAGGAACUUUCUGUGUCAGCCCCACAAUGCCAUGCUGGAUGGGACACAUGGAAGUAUCUCCAGGAUCCACAGUGGAAGUGGUAGUGAAGGUGCUGCUGGGAGCUGCCUUUUGA